Panicum virgatum (switchgrass) is the source of this 1892-nucleotide messenger RNA. Its product is annotated as AAA-ATPase ASD, mitochondrial-like. The record is from RefSeq and is a predicted model, not a curated record. NCBI's taxonomy places the organism in Eukaryota, Viridiplantae, Streptophyta, Magnoliopsida, Poales, Poaceae. The transcript is spliced from 2 exons. The coding region runs from base 8 to 1591 and encodes 527 amino acids. Gene Ontology annotation, molecular function: ATP binding; ATP hydrolysis activity.
CGCAGAGAUGAUCGAAGCAGCAGUAGUAGCAAGUGUAGCAGCGAGCGAGCACCGCACUGCACACGAGAUCAAACACAACCAGCAGACGAAAAUGAUGGAUGCCCUGGCUGCCUACUCGUGGUUCGGGCAGCUGUCGGUGGUGGUAAGCGUGGUGGCCGUGUGCUGGACCAUGGUGUGGCAGAACCUGGAGCACAUCCGGCUGCAGCAGUUCUUCGCGCGCAACAUCAACCGCCGCGCGCGGCGGCUCGCCGCCAUCGUCGACCCCUACCUCUCCCUCACCUUCGAGGAGUACGAGGGCGGGCGCAUCAAGAGCAGCGACGCCUUCAAGGAGGUCCGGUCCUACCUCACCACGGUCAGCACCCGCGACGUGCGCCACCUCCGGGCCGAGUGCGCCGGCACCCGCGACGGCGGCGCCGACAAGCUCGUGCUCAGCAUGGCCAAGGGCGAGGAGGUGGCCGACGCCUUCCGAGGCGCCACGGUCUGGUGGUUCGCCGACGCCGUGCCGCCGCCGCGCGACGCCGUGCCCUACUGGAGCCGCGCCGAGCGCCGCUACUUCCGGCUCGAGUUCCACGAGAGCCACCGCGACCUCGUGCUCAACCACUACGUCCCGCACGUGCGCCGCCAGGGCCGCGCCAUCAUGGUCCAGAACCGCCAGCGCCGCCUCUACACCAACAUCCACCGCGAAGACUACGACGAUGGUUGGUACGAGGACGUUUGGACCCAUGUCCCGUUCGACCACCCCAAGACGUUCGACAAGCUGGCUAUGGACCCCGCCAAGAAGAAGGAGAUCAUGGACGAUCUCGACAUGUUCAGGAACGGCAAGGAGUACCACAACCGCGUCGGCAAGGCGUGGAAGCGGGGGUACCUCCUCUACGGGCCGCCGGGCACCGGCAAGUCCACCAUGGUCGCGGCCAUGGCCAACUACCUCGACUACGACGUCUACGACUUGGAGCUCACGUCGGUCAAGACCAACACCGAGCUCCGGAAGCUGCUCAUCGAGACCAAGAGCAAGUCCAUCAUGGUGUUCGAGGACAUCGACUGCUCCCUCGGCGUGGCCGGCAAGCGCAGGAGCAAGGAGGAGGAGGACAAGGACGUUGAGGAGGACAUGGCCGACGGGGACCCGCGCCGCCCGGGCAAGAAGGACGCCAGGAGCAAGGUCACCCUCUCCGGCCUGCUCAACUUCAUCGACGGGCUGUGGUCGGCGUGCGGCGAGGAGCGGCUCAUCGUCUUCACCACCAACCACCCGGAGAAGCUGGACCCGGCGCUGAUCCGGACGGGGCGGAUGGACAAGUGGAUCGAGAUGUCCUACUGCGACGCCGAGUCCUUCGGCUUCCUCGCCAGGAUGCACCUCGACGGCGAGGACGCCGAAGGCCACGAGCUGUUCGGCGUCGCCAGGGCGUUGCUCGAGGAGGUGAACAUGGUGCCCGUCGACGUCGGCGAGCACCUGACGCGGAAGAGCGUCGGCGACGAUGCCGGGUCGUGCCUCGCGAGGCUGGUGGCGGCGCUAGAAAAGGCCAAGGAGGAGGAAGCUGCCAACAAGCCGGAGGCGGCAGCGGCGCGGGCUGAAGAAGAUGGGAAGAAGGGGGUAUGAUCGGUGUGCAAACCAGGGAUGGUAUAUAAUUAGGGUCGCUGCUGGUGCUGGUUCGUCCGUCAGGUUGCUGUCUCCUGACUUUCCUGUGAUGUGUAUGCAGUAAUUAGGAACAAUCCAUCUAUGCUUGUGAUUAAGUAACUAUUGGUAUGGGCAGUUGUGGCUGUAAGCAUGUAUUCAUGUAUUUUGUUAUGUAUAAAUUUGAUACUAGUAAGUUGUAAUAAUGAGUUGGUGCAGUUCAUCACCUUGCUUGUACUAUUUACAAACUACACUACAAUUGAAGAAUGUUGUGUCUUCACAUAUA